AAUAUAGACAAUCCAUCCUAAUUACGGUGGGUACGGACUCAUCGCCCCCUGCUCGAUCUCAAGCGCCUCAAGACACACGAAAGGGGAUAUCCAUCAUGCAUAGACGGCGUCGCAGCAACAAGAAUGCCCAGACGACGCGCUUCAGUCUGCUGCUGCUCGAGGACGGCGAGUUCUUCCUGGACGAUCACAGUGCGUGCCGAUAUUUGGAGCCGAGCGCCUUCACGCACCGCAAAGUAUCCGGCAGGAUCAAAGUGUGUACUCGUGGAUUAUUUUUCGUGCCUCAUGAUCUUCUAUUGCCAAUUCUACGCUUCCCAUUCCGCUGUAUGGUAUCUGAGCCUGUGACUGAGUGCUUUUUGCAACCUUCAUCAAUUUCAGAAGCCCCUGGUACUGAGACCGAGGAAACACCAUUAUUAUAUUUGACGUUCCAGACGAAACAAGUAAUUGAAAUGCGAGAACGAGGCAUCGACCACCCAUACAUCUACAAGGAUACAACAGAAGGAAUUGAAGUUCCUAACAGCGAAAUCCGAAGCAACAGCAGUAGCAGUUUGAACGGGGAAAUGCCGGCCAAGUACAUUUUCACACUGCAACAUGUGGCGUACGAGGCAUUUCUCGCAAGUAUUCACGUUAUCUUCGAAGUGUCCAAUUUGCCACGACGAAUGCUCAUUAAAACAGAGGAAGAAACACUUCUAGCUCCAGUUCUGGCACCCAGGAUGACAGACAAGUUCGAUCCGAGUUUGUUGAUUGAUUUUCGUGAAAGAUUGCUGAUGGAAACGGGGUGUGUAGCGAACCGCAUCGAGCCACUGCUCAAGUUUCCCGGUUGUCUUAUGCUGACAACGUUGCGUCUGUAUUUCCAGCCAUCAUCGCUCAACAACGUGUUUGAUCCAGUACUCAACUGGGAAUAUACCAACAUCGAUCAAGUCUACAAGCGCCGCUACUUGCUGCAACAGAUCGGACUGGAAAUUUACUUACAAAAUGGCGACAGCUUUUUCUUCUCGUUUCAAACUCGAAAAGAACGUGAUGACUUCUACGCCCUCAUGGUGGGCCAGCCAGAGCUGCAACGCUGUCGUCGUAAAGAUCUGCAGUAUAUGAUGCGCAAGUGGCAACGUCGAGAACUCUCAAAUUUUGAAUACUUGAAAUUCUUGAAUAAUGCGUCAGGUCGGACUCGCAAUGAUCUGACCCAAUACCCGGUUUUCCCAUGGAUUCUGAGUGACUAUACGAAUUCGGACCUCAAUCUGGGCGAUCCGAAAGUGUUCCGAGACCUCUCGAAACCUGUCGGGGCGCUGAAUGAAGAACGUCUCGAGUAUUUCAAAGCAAGAUACGAAGUGAUGCCUCGUGGCGACGAAGCUGAAGGAAUGCCGCCGCCGUUUUUGUAUGGUACUCACUACUCCACUCCCGGUUACGUGCUAUAUUUCCUGGUUCGGAAAGUUCCGGAGUGCAUGUUGUGUCUUCAGAGUGGCAAGUUUGAUGCUCCGGACCGCCUGUUCCGUAGUAUCAAGGUGACUUGGGACGGUUGUGUGUCCAAUCAUACCGAUGUGAAGGAACUCAUUCCCGAGUUCUUUGACUGCACGCUGCCAGCAGAUGAAUGGCUGAAGAAUCAUAAGCAUCUCGAUCUGGGAACUACGCAGAAUUUCGACCGAGUAGACGACGUGGAGCUCCCGCCCUGGGCACAUGGGGAUCCAAUAGAAUUUGUUCGGAAGAACCGCGCUGCACUCGAGAGUGAUUACGUGUCAGAAAAUCUGCACCACUGGAUUGAUUUGAUCUUUGGCUACAAGCAGCAAGGCGACGACGCUGUGAAGGCCAAUAACUUAUUUUACUAUUUAUCUUACGAGGGAUCAGUCGACUUGGAAACGAUCGAUGAUCCAGUACAGAAAAGUUCGCUGGAAUCGCAGAUCCAAGAGUUUGGCCAGACACCGAAGCUGUUGUUCUCUACGCCUCAUCCGUCACGCAAUGAGGGCGAAGGGAAGAUUGAGGUGGCUACUCCAGACUUACUCCUGUCACCACGAGUUGUGGUUCCUCAUGUCCGCAGAGUCUCAAUUCCUGCUAAUAGCGCGUCCGAUUUUCGUCUUCAGCAACGGAAAGAGUUCGCAUUUAGUGCAUUCGAGGACUACACCGAGUCUGAAGAUGAAACUGAGGAUGAUUUGAGUCCCUAUCAGAGAACUCGACAUCGGUACAGUCUUGUGUGUUGCCAGAGCUCGUGGAAUCGCCUUCCGAAGGCUAUUGAAGGGUUAUCUACGCACUUGUGGGGCAGUAUAAGCUCAGGGAAACCACCCAAGAAUUGGAGAUGGACAUCCAGGCUAAGGACCAAGUACAGUUUAUCAACCUCCUGGAGUUGGAAGCAGAUCUCCAAGUGUCAGUUGCACAAAGGGGAAGUCACAAGUACUAUUCUCUCGAAAGACAAUUCGUUUCUAUGGACGACAAGCAAGGACAAAACGCUAAAGCUUUCUUCCACUCAAGACGUGGCUCAAUAUCGUGAUGUUUCUGGCAACUUUGCCUUGUCCUGCUGCGAUAUCUCGCCAGACGAGAGCGUUGUGCUUGUUGGGUCAUGGGACAACAGCGUAUACAUGCACUCGACCUCAACUGGACUGGUAUUAGACAAAGUAUUCGCUCAUUCGGAUGGGAUCUCAGCUAUCCGUGUGCUUCAGGACCGCUUCGUCACGAGUUCGUGGGAUUCGAGUAUUAAACUCUGGCGGUAUACGUCGCGAUUCAUUGUGGCUACUCCUAUCCGAAUAUUCCUUGAUUGCGAAGAGUCUGUGUUGUGCUUGGACGUCAGUCGCGAUGGCCGCUUUUGCGCUGCAGGAACUCGAAAUGGAUCGGUAUAUCUGUUCAACCUGAGUAGAGCAGUCUUUCACAGCAAAAUUCAAGCGUCUAAGCAUGAGGGUGGCAUCUCGUCCAUUGCCUUCGCCCAAGACAACAAAUCGUACGUCUGUGCGACUGUGCAGAGCGAGUUGAUCCAGUUCAAUAUCCGCGGUGAAAAACUCUGGAGUAUGGAUAUCCGUACAGCAGGCCAAGUGCGCUGCUUCGAUAGUGAUGGCAAGUAUGCGGUGGGAGGCACCACUGCCGGCAAGAUUCUCUUCUGGAAGUUACACGAACAAGCAGGUACUGAACUCGUCUACGAAAUCCCUCAAGCUCAUGACGCGAGCAUCAGCUCUCUUGCUGUCAGUAGCUCUGGAUCAAUUAUUGUGUCUGGCGCUGUCGACGGCUCUGUUCACGUCUGGAAGCUCCAGAAGAAGACACCUCUGCCUCGUACUGAGACCUCUCAACUUUUAUCCAGACAACCAACGCUGCACUAUGGCUCCAUCCAGACAACCAGCACUUCAACGUCCAAGAUUAAGACUCAGCGCCGCUCCAAUUUCUACAUCCCCAACGCGACAGCACAACUCGCAGAAGCAGAGUGCUGUCUAGAAUUCUAGCUGUAGUAGAAAUAAAAAAUGUCCUCCAAAU
This is a messenger RNA of Phytophthora nicotianae INRA-310, 3441 nucleotides long. RefSeq lists its product as hypothetical. Bases 96 to 3410 code for a protein of 1104 amino acids. Gene Ontology annotation, molecular function: protein binding. The transcript has 3 exons. The record is from RefSeq and is a predicted model, not a curated record. Lineage: Eukaryota; Oomycota; Peronosporomycetes; Peronosporales; Peronosporaceae.